This is a messenger RNA of Silurus meridionalis, 1704 nucleotides long. Its product is annotated as coagulation factor X. The transcript has 9 exons. Gene Ontology annotation, molecular function: calcium ion binding; serine-type endopeptidase activity. The record is from RefSeq and is a predicted model, not a curated record. Gene Ontology annotation, cellular component: extracellular region. The coding region runs from base 117 to 1571 and encodes 484 amino acids. Lineage: Eukaryota; Metazoa; Chordata; Actinopteri; Siluriformes; Siluridae. Gene Ontology annotation, biological process: proteolysis; blood coagulation.
GUAGCAGUCACAGUACAAAUCCACGUUUUGUAAAGUCACUGCGUUGCUAAAGGAAACGGAAAAAGGAACAAACCUAAAAAUUAUUCAUACAUGGGAUUUUGACAGAGACAGUUCAAAUGUCUGGAUCUGUGCUCUGUUUGGUGAUAUUUGUAUUCAGUACAUAUACAGUCAGUCUUCAAUCAGCAGUGUUUCUUAAUCACAGGGAUGCUGUCCGGAUCCUGAGGCAUCGGCGAGCCAACUACUUCCUGGAGGAAAUGACACCAGGAGAUUUGGAACGCGAGUGUUAUGAGGAGACUUGCUCGAAGGAAGAAGCUGCAGAAAUCUAUCAAAGCACGGAGAAAACAUCAGAGUUUUGGUUUCGAUAUAAACGUCAGAGUCGAUGCCUUCAAAACGUGUGUUUGAAUGGAGGGGUUUGCACGGAAAGCGAAGGACUUUACGAGUGUGUGUGUCCACCACGUUUCAACGGAAAACACUGCGAGACAGAGGUGUUUGAGUGUGUGUACAAGAAUGGUGGAUGUCUUCAUUACUGCAGAGACUCACAACCGAUUGGUAAAAGUGUCACCUGCAGCUGUGCUGAAGGAUAUGAACUGGAGGAGGAUGGAAAGAACUGCAAAGUGACAGCACAAUUCCCGUGUGGAAAACAAUGGAUUCAGGGCAUUCUACAGCGCUCUUUAUUGGAUGAUCUAAACCACACCCACAUGGCAGAAAGCCCCACCCACUCCCCGCAAAACACCAGUCAAGUCACCUCCAACCACACCCACUCUACCGAGAACACCACUGACCCACUGUACACCAUACCCACCUCCGAUGACUCAGGAAUACGAAUUGUAGAAGGUGUGCAACAGCCCCAGGGUAGAAGUCCGUGGCAGGCUCUGUUACGCAGGAAAGAUGAGAAUGGGUUCUGCGGAGGGACACUGAUCAGUAAGCGCUGGGUUGUUACAGCAGCUCACUGUCUAGAGGAUGCACCCGAUCAUGUGACCCUUGGAGACUUUGAUAAAUUACUUCUAGACGUCGGCGAGCAGAGGAUCAAGGUCGAGAAGGUUAUCGUCCAUCCUCAUUUCCAUGAGUACACAUUUGACAGUGACAUUGCUUUGCUGUACCUGGCUCAGCCGGUCGUGUUCAGUACGGUCGUCUCUCCGGUGUGCUUGCCCAACACUCACCUGGCUAAACGACUGGAGCGACCAGGGGAGUACGGCCUAGUGACUGGCUGGGGUGCGAUUAAAUACCUCGGCCGUUCUUCACGAUACCUUCUAAAAGUGUCCCUUCCUGUAGUGGACCAGCAAGAUUGCAUGGAUUCCACCGAACAGGCGAUCACAGAUAACAUGUUCUGUGCCGGAUUUCUGCACACAAAGAAAGAUGCCUGCACUGGCGACAGCGGUGGACCUUUUGUAGUGAACUACAGGGGAACGUGGUUCCUGACUGGAGUGGUGAGCUGGGGUGAGAAAUGUGCUGCCGACGGAAAAUACGGCGUAUACACCAGAAUCAGCAAUUUCCUGUACUGGAUACUAGAUGAGAUUAAGAAACAGGAAGAGAUCAUUAACAUUAACACCAACCAAACCAAUGUCAGUUAGACCCUGGUUUCUUAUUAAUAGAACACAAUUCUAAUGAUGCCAGAUGUUUUUAGUUACGCUUUUUGAUGAAGAUGUUGGUGUAAAACUUGUGAAUUCUGAGUAUACGCCAGUAUUAAACAACAGUUCUAAACCA